Messenger RNA from Malurus melanocephalus (red-backed fairy wren), 2095 nucleotides. RefSeq names its product NIPA like domain containing 4 (gene NIPAL4). The transcript is spliced from 7 exons. Gene Ontology annotation, molecular function: magnesium ion transmembrane transporter activity. Gene Ontology annotation, biological process: magnesium ion transport. Gene Ontology annotation, cellular component: membrane. Bases 64 to 1230 code for a protein of 388 amino acids. The record is from RefSeq and is a predicted model, not a curated record. Lineage: Eukaryota; Metazoa; Chordata; Aves; Passeriformes; Maluridae.
GCUCAGGUGUGCCCGGCCCUGCCCUCGGCCCGGGAUGCGCGGAGCGUCCGGAGAGCGAAAGCGAUGGAGCCGCUGGAGACCAACAGCAGCUGCGGCAACGGGUCUCUGAUCACCCUCUCAUGCCUUUCCCACCGGGUCGUGUGCCAAGUGAUCAGCGAGGACAAUGGGACUUCGGAUAAUUCCUGGAUAACUCGGCUGGAAAGCAAUUAUGGAUUCUACAUUGGCCUGGGCUUGGCUGUCUUCUCCAGCUUCCUCAUYGGGAGCAGCGUCAUCCUCAAGAAAAAGGGGCUGCUACGGCUGGUGGAGARGGGAGGCACCAGGGCAGGAGACGGAGGCCACGGCUACCUGAAGGACUGGCUCUGGUGGGCUGGMCUGUUAACCAUGGGUGGAGGGGAAGCUGCCAACUUCGCUGCCUAUGCCUUUGCUCCUGCAACUAUUGUCACACCUCUGGGGGCUCUGAGCGUGCUCAUAAGUGCCAUUCUGUCCUCGUAUCUGCUCGGAGAACGGCUCAACCUGCUGGGGAAGCUGGGCUGCCUGCUGAGCCUGGUGGGCAGCACGGUGAUGGUGAUCCACGCCCCGGAGGACGAGGAGGUCACCACCCUGGAGGAGAUGACUUCYAAGCUGAAGGAGCCAGGUUUCCUGGCUUAUGCUGCCAUCCUSCUGGCUCUCUGCUUCCUCCUCAUCCUCUACCUCGCGCCCCGUUACGGCCGGAACAACAUCCUCGUCUACCUCACCAUCUGCUCCGUUAUCGGCGCCUUCUCCGUGUCCUCGGUCAAGGGUUUGGGAAUCGCCAUCAAGGGCUUCUUUUCUGGCCAGCCUGUGCUGCAGAACCCUCUGACAUGGAUCCUGGUCCUCACGCUGGUGGCCUCCAUCACCACKCAGAUCAACUACCUCAACAAAUCUCUGGACAUUUUCAACACCUCGCUGGUGUUCCCCAUCUACUACGUGCUGUUCACCACCAUCGUCAUCACCACUUCCAUCAUCCUCUUCAAGGAGUGGGUCACCAUGACCGUGGUUGACAUCAUUGGGACAGUUUGUGGCUUCCUCACCAUCAUUUUGGGGGUGUUUUUACUCCACGCUUUCAAAGACAUGGAUGUCAGUUUAGGGAAUCUGCCCCAAGUCCUUCAGAACGAGCAGCCAGCGCCGGUCACCAGAGAUGACAAAAACAUCCUGAUAGAGGUGGACAACUCCAGCAUCGCCCCAGAGGAGAAACCCAAAACACAUGCAUGAGCUCUAAAAUACACACCAGUGUCUCAAGAGGAGCUGAGAGACAAGGAUGGAACGGUGCACUCCUGCUAUUCACUCUGCUCAUCYGUGUUUCAUCACUUGCUCUGCAAAUAAUGGGACAAGAAUAUUGAUAAAUAUGGCCAAAAAAUGGUGAAUUUUGCAACAGCCACUCACUCGGGCUCAGUGGCACGACUCAAGCCAUGAAGUGUUCUUACAGAGAAAUCUUUUCCAGCUUUUUGUCAGGUGCAGGAGUUUCCCUGAAGCACAGAGUUAAUUAUUUUUAUGGGAGUUUUAUUUGUUUGGGGUUUUUUUUCCCCUAGCAGCUCUGGUGCCCAGGCCUUGGUGAAGCUUCUGGGGCUGCUCCAGACCCCACCUGAGGAAGGGCAAACCCCAUGUCAGGAGAAACUCUGCCACCAUCUCCAAAACUUCUGAAAAUUUUUUCAGUCUGAAAGACCAAGUGGCUGUAAACAUUAAAUAUUUUUUUGCUCAGGACAUAUCUUGACCUUGGCAAGCUCUCUCCAAUUCUUUGAGCUCCAUCAGGUGUCCUGCUGCCAUCUGAGAUGCUCACCUGGUUAAACCUGUGUCUGAGUAAAUACAAUAUGGGGCUGUGGGAGAGAGGACUAUGCAAUCUCUAGUUUUAAUAACAUUUCACUACUGGUUUUUGGAAUGUGGAAAGGGAAAUAAAGUUUUUUUUCAAAAAAAAAGUUUCAGGUGGAUCUGAAAUUUUUUUUUGAUGAUUUUUAAUGAUUUCUCUGCUCUCACUGGUGUAGCCCUAAAGGAUAAAGAAGCUGAGGGAGAGCUGAGUACAAGAGAGAGCAGCUGGAGCAGAGUGAAAYGGCAGCGACCUCCUUUGGUGGCAGAAAAUAAU